GUCGAAAAUCUCGCGUCGAACCAUUCGAGCGGUUCUCGCGAUUCUCCCGACGCGUCCAUCGCACGGCAAGUUCCCGGUGAUCAUCAUCAACGAAGAGCUUUCGAUGAUCGCGGAAGUGCGCGACGACUAAGAUCGCAGCCGCCCGUCGAGGGUGGGUCCGACGUGCUAGACUGUGAGGAAGGAAAUACAAUUAUUGUCCGAGUCUGCGCUCCAUAUUGAUCCACGCUGGAGGCGGUAGCGGCAGUGACGACGCUGGUGACGAGGCUGGUGACGACGGCAGUGGUGACGGAGAUUGUGCUGUUUCUGGCGUUGAACAAGGCGGCGGUGGUGGUGCUGCUGUUGUCGGCGCUAUCGGCCCUGUACACGCUGGAACUCCAGUGGGACUCGCUCCCACUGUACGACGAGCCCAUCCAACAUGUAUUUCUGCUUGUAUAUCGCGCGGCUAUUCCUGAUCUCGGCGAUCCUGUGCGUCGGUUUGUGCUCCGAGGAUGAGGAGCGACUGGUGCGAGACUUGUUCCGAGGGUACAAUAAACUCAUUCGGCCCGUGCAGAACAUGACGGAGAAGGUACACGUGAGAUUCGGCCUCGCCUUCGUGCAACUGAUCAACGUGAACGAAAAGAACCAGAUUAUGAAGUCGAACGUAUGGCUGAGAUUCGUGUGGAUGGACUAUCAAUUGCAGUGGGACGAAGCGGAUUACGGCGGAAUCGGCGUCCUCAGGUUACCGCCCGACAAAGUGUGGAAACCGGACAUAGUACUGUUUAAUAACGCUGAUGGCAAUUACGAGGUCCGUUACAAGAGCAAUGUGCUCAUAUACCCGAACGGUGAGGUGCUCUGGGUGCCGCCAGCGAUCUAUCAGAGUUCAUGUACAAUCGACGUCACGUAUUUCCCGUUCGAUCAGCAGACGUGCAUCAUGAAGUUCGGUUCAUGGACCUUCAACGGUGAUCAGGUCUCCCUCGCGCUCUACAACGACAAGAAUUUUGUCGACCUGUCUGAUUACUGGAAGAGCGGCACGUGGGACAUCAUCAGCGUGCCGGCGUAUCUCAACACUUAUCAAGGUGAUUUCCCCACGGAGACCGACAUCACUUUCUACAUAAUUAUCCGCAGAAAGACGCUUUUCUACACAGUGAAUCUGAUACUGCCGACGGUUCUCAUCUCCUUCCUCUGCGUGCUCGUCUUCUACCUGCCGGCGGAGGCCGGCGAGAAGGUCACCUUGGGCAUUAGUAUUCUCCUAUCUCUGGUUGUGUUCCUCCUGCUGGUCAGCAAAAUCUUACCGCCGACCUCUCUGGUGCUGCCACUCAUAGCCAAAUACCUGCUCUUCACUUUUAUCAUGAACACCGUCAGUAUCCUCGUGACUGUGAUCAUCAUCAACUGGAAUUUCCGCGGGCCUCGGACCCACAGGAUGCCGCAACUCAUACGUAAGGUCUUCCUCAAGUAUCUACCGAGGAUCCUGAUGAUGAAACGACCGAAAAAGACACGACUGAGGUGGAUGAUGGAGAUACCAAACGUGACACUGCCAGCUUCCACAUACUCGGGAAGCCCGACCGAGGUGCCAAAGCUGCCGGCGAAGAAAAUGGAGGUGAUGGAGCUGUCGGACCUGCAUCAUCCUAACUGCAAGAUCAACCGCAAAGUGCAACAUACCACUAGCAGCUCGAGCGGUGCCGGAGGUGGUGAGGGCAUGGGCGACAGAAGAGGGUCCGAGAGUUCAGACUCGGUGCUGCUUAAUCCGGAAGCCAGCAAGGCUACUGAGGCCGUGGAGUUCAUAGCGGAGCAUCUUAGAAACGAGGACUUGUACAUACAGACGAGAGAAGACUGGAAAUACGUCGCGAUGGUGAUCGAUCGACUGCAACUUUACAUCUUCUUCCUGGUCACUAGUGCCGGCACCAUAGGGAUCUUAAUGGACGCGCCUCACAUUUUCGAGUACGUGGACCAGGACCGUAUCAUAGAGAUCUACCGUGGUAAAUAAUCCGCCUCGCCGCAGCGAGUCGCUGUUGCAAGCCAUGUGCCAUCGUCGCGAGAUAGCGCGUUCUCAUUUCGUCUCCCUCGAGAUCGAUUGCGCGUCAUCGUGCAAACAACCAUCACCUUUCCAAUCGCGGACGUUUAACGUUCCGUUCGACGGAUAAUCAUUUUUCUAUCAUCAGGAUCUUUUUACGAAUUUCCAUGCUAAGUAAUAGAUCUUUUUGACGAAUGUUUCCACUCGCCGUUCUUCCUUGCCGUUAUUUGCACAUUAUACGGUUCUUUCUCCCGAAAAGUUGGAUCCGUCAAAAUUCGAUGCGAUCGAAAUGGUACAUAAUUAUGUAGGUAGGGAUAAUUCCAUUAACGUUAAUCAUGGCUCUGUGCCUCUGUGAUUAUUGUUUCCCCGAUGCUAUUUAUCUUUCGAUUAUCUCACCGCGACACGCUUAACCCUUUGUGUGGCACAUUUUUUCUAUUUGACUGAAUUCCGUGAAAUCUUUAAUUUCUAUGUUAUUUGGGCCACUGAGAUUACUGAAGAAUCUGAAGUCAGAUUUCAAAAAUUUUAAAUGUCAGAUCCAAUAUGACUGCUAUAUAGGAGUAAAUUAGUGUAAGACUGAAUAAAUAUAAAUCAGAUACAC
Harpegnathos saltator (Jerdon's jumping ant) is the source of this 2588-nucleotide messenger RNA. It is a transcript of the gene nAChRbeta1, whose product is annotated as nicotinic acetylcholine receptor beta1. The record is from RefSeq and is a predicted model, not a curated record. Gene Ontology annotation, biological process: monoatomic ion transmembrane transport. The coding region runs from base 416 to 1963 and encodes 515 amino acids. NCBI's taxonomy places the organism in Eukaryota, Metazoa, Arthropoda, Insecta, Hymenoptera, Formicidae. Gene Ontology annotation, cellular component: postsynaptic membrane. The transcript is spliced from 7 exons. Gene Ontology annotation, molecular function: acetylcholine-gated monoatomic cation-selective channel activity; transmembrane signaling receptor activity.